This is a messenger RNA of Sinocyclocheilus grahami, 1828 nucleotides long. Its product is annotated as protein-arginine deiminase type-2-like. Gene Ontology annotation, molecular function: protein-arginine deiminase activity; calcium ion binding. The transcript has 12 exons. Lineage: Eukaryota; Metazoa; Chordata; Actinopteri; Cypriniformes; Cyprinidae. The record is from RefSeq and is a predicted model, not a curated record. Gene Ontology annotation, cellular component: nucleus; cytoplasm. The coding region runs from base 142 to 1638 and encodes 498 amino acids.
UUUUGGCUCUAGGGAUCGUGGAAGUGGGGUCCUAAUGGCCAUGGUGCAAUUCUGCUGGUCAACUGUGACUCUGAGUCCACAUACAAGAAGACACUGGACAGUGAGGUUGAUGAGAUCAGUAAAGUCUCGGAUUUGCAGGACAUGUCCAAGAUGAUCCUGCGCACCAACGGCCCAGCUGAACUUCCUGAAGGCUAUAAACUGACCAUGCACAUCUCACAGACCACUUCAGAGAGCGUGAGAGUCUUCAGACCUCAGACAAAUGUACAGAAAGACAAUGUGUGGAAGCAUAAACUCCUGAAGUUGUUCCUGAAAGAUUAUAUAAUGGUGGUGGGAACGGACAUGCUGACACAGAAAGUGCCCUAUCUAGGAGGCAAAACUGAACUGGAAUUCUUUGUAGAGGGUCUUCAUUUCCCUGAUAGAGACUUUGAUGGGCUCAUCACCAUCAACCUCAGUCUACUAGAGCCCUGUGGCAAGGAUUUCCCUGAAACUCCAGUCUUUACAGAUAAAGUGGUAUUUCAUGUUUCUCCCUGGAUCAUGACCCCAAACACACUCAAACCUGUGGAGGUGUAUGUGUGCAGCACAAAUGAUAACUACUCGUUCCUGAAGAGCAUAAAGAACCUGGUGGAAAAGUGUGGCUACAAACUGAAAAUAUGUCAUGAGUACAUGAACCGAGGUGACCGCUGGAUGCAGGAUGAGCUUGAGUUUGGCUACAUUGACUCUCCUCAUCAUCAGUUCCCUGUUGUACUGGACUCUCCUCGUGAUGGAGAUCUUCAGGAUUUCCCCUACGAGUCCAUUCUGGGGCCAGACUUCGGGUACGUGACACGGCAUGCUUUGAAUGAGAAAGUGAGCAGUCUGGACUCCUUUGGUAACCUGGAAGUUAGUCCACCAGUCACAGUGAACGGGAAAAGUUACCCACUUGGCAGAAUCCUCAUUGGAGUGGCGUUCCCUACUGCAACACGUGGCCGCAACAUGACCCAAGUUGUCCAGGACUUCCUGUGGGCACAGAAGGUUCAAGAGCCAAUAGCGCUGUACUCUGAUUGGCUGGUUGUGGGUCAUGUGGAUGAGUUCAUGACCUUUGUUCCAGCUCCUGACCGAAAGAAAUUCAGGUUGCUGCUGGCCAGCCCUGACGCCGGAUACAAAGUUUUCAAAAGCUUGCAAAACAACGGACAUGGAAAAGCAGAAAUGUUUCCGGGUUUGCCAGAGGCCAUCUCUGUAAAUGAGAUCCUGAGCGACAAAAAGCUACAGGCUGAAAACAGAUACGUGCAGAACUGUAUUGACUGGAACAGGGACGUGCUGAAGAAAGAGCUGGGGUUGGAUGAUGAGGACAUCAUUGAUUUGCCCAUCCUGUUUAAAGUGUUAGAAGAGAAAACGUACCCCAGGGCUGUGGCUUACUAUCCCGACAUGGUGAACAUGAUCGUGUUGGGGGAUCAGCUGGGCAUCCCAAAACCGUUUGGGCCGAAGGUGAAUGGCAGGUGUGCUCUGGAGACGGAGGCGUGUUCUCUUCUGGAGCCUCUGGGCCUCAAAUGUACCUUCAUUGAUGACUUGACCCCGUACCACAAACUGCUGGGUGAAGUUCACUGCGGGUCCAACGUUCUUCGAGAGCCGUCCCCUUUCAAAUGGUGGAACCUAGAGCUGUGAGAGAGAGAGAGACUAGACCGGUCAAGUGCCUAUUAAGUCUAGAAAUAAGCAAUUCAUAGAGCAAAAUACUAAUCGGAUAAUCUAAAAAUGGAAAUUCUCAUGAUUUACUCACCCUCAUGUUGUUCAAGCAGCUCUUUUCCAUAUAAUGAUAAAGUGCUGUCAAGCUCCCAAAAACGAAUGCGAAAUCCCC